Molecule: messenger RNA, 2231 nt
Organism: Strigops habroptila (Kakapo)
Lineage: Eukaryota; Metazoa; Chordata; Aves; Psittaciformes; Psittacidae
Exons: 7
Coding region: 1-1476 (491 amino acids)
Source: RefSeq, a predicted model, not a curated record
AUGGACCUGCCACCUACAGCGAGGUCUGUGGGUCCCCUCUCCUCCCACUCCCCCUGUGCCAUUAGUGCUGGUGUGGGCACCCAGUACCUGGGUCACCAGCCUAGCCUGAGCCAGCUCUCCAUGCCCUAUGGCUGGAGCUCCAUGGCUCCCAGUGGCAGCUCCCAUGCCAUGCGUGUUAAUCCUCAUAAGACAGGAAUUAAACCUGUAAUAGAUUCCUUUCUCAAAUUUGGCCUUUUAGUAGAAUGUGAAUCUGAAUAUAACACCCCCAUUCUGCCAAUCUGGAAACUGGAUGGGAAAAGUUAUCGAUUAGUACAAGACCUAAGAGCUAUCAAUAAAAUAAUAGAAGACCUUUAUCCCGUCGUGGCCAACCCUUAUACUUUGUUAACAAAACUAAGAGAGAAUCUUGUUUGGUUUACUGUUUUAGACUUAAAAGAUGCCGCCUUCUGCCUGCCCUUGGAGCCAGAGAGCCAAAAAUUGUUUGCUUUUGAAUGGGAAAAUCUGGAGUCAGGUUGGAAGUCCCAACUCACCUCGACCGUGUUACCCCAAGGCUUCAAAAGUAGCCCAACAUUAUUUGGAAACCAACUGGCAAGAGACCUUGAGGACUGGACGGCACCCGCUGGGGAAGGAGUUUUGCUCCAAUAUGUGGACGACCUGUUGAUAGCCACCGAAACCUUAAACAGCUGUAGGGAAUGGACGGUAAGCCUGUUAAAUAUUCUCGGACUUAAAGGAUAUAAAGUAUCUCAGCAAAAGGCACAAAUAAUGAAGCAAGAAGUCACCUACCUGGGGUAUGAGGUCUCAGGGGGGCAGCCAAAAUUAGGACAAGAACGCAAAGAAACGAUCAGCCAAACCCCUCAACCCAGGACACCUGAGGAACUUCAGACGUUUCUUGGGAUGACAGGUUGGUGUCAACUCUGGAUCGAUAAUUAUGGUAUAUUAGUAAAACCCCUAUGCCAAUUGCUGCAAACAGAAACGAGGGAAUUACAGUGGACUGGGGAAACAAAAUGGGCAUUUAAUGAAUUAAAGAAGUGUCGUGGGUAUUUCAGAAACAGAGUGAGCGUGGCACCGGGAAGCCCUGCGGCACGUCAUGGACUGCGUCUGCCAGCUGCUGGUGGUGCGGGAGCUGCUCGUCCUGCAGGGACGGCCCAAGCAGAGUCCUCCCUCUCCUGGGGAAGAAGCAAAGCCGGCCCUUGUGCGGCCCCAGUGUGGCUGUGGCGCCUUUGUUGCCAGCUGCUCUUGGAGAGGCUGAGACCCAGUGGGGUUCAGGCUGUGGUUCGGGGCAUCAUGGAGGGAACAUGUGCAGAUGGCGCUGGUGCUGAGGCAGCAGCUGUGGACUGGAGAAAAUGUGACAUGGUUGCAAAGAUCCUGGCUUCCUGCCUGCAUCAGUGCUGUUCCCUUGAGGAGUACUACAGGCUGGUGUGCCCCCAGAUUCUGGACUUGCUGCACAUCCAGGACAAGCUGACAGCGUUCCAGUUCUAGCGUGUGGCCACCAUGACGCUGCUCACCAUGGUGAAAGAGCACCCCCAGUUGGCAGAGAAGUACCUGCUCCAGCCCCUGUUGGCACCAUUCCUGCGAUGCUCGGAGGCAGCAGAGCUAGCAGUGGAAGAUUUAUCAGCAGGGACCGUGCUGGUGACAGAGGCAGAGCUUGGCAGCUGUGUGGAAGAUGUGCUCAAGGUAUCGUGUCUGAUUUGGGCCUGAGGGUAGAUGAGAAGACUACUCUAAGAAAGAGCCGGUUUGAGACUCUCUGAGCAGUUCAGUGUGUGUGUGACCAUGACAAAACCCAGCAUCUCCUGCAGUUGUGAUGCUGAGGUGAGGCCAAGAGCUGCACAGAAUAACCUGUGCAGUGUUGCGCUGGCAGGACUGCAGCUUUAUGCUGGAUACCAGAGGCACUGCCUGAAUCCCUUCAAGCAUUCUCACCCCAAAACAUUCUGAGAUGGCAGUAAGCUCUUGCUGGUUGGUUUUUUCCCCGGUGUCUUUCUGGUGUGGCAGAGUAAUAUAAGUCUGAGCGGUGGGCUGGGAGCCGGGAGUCUCCAUGGUGCUUUCAUAUCUUCUUUCUCCGUGAUCUGCAGCAAGACUUUGUGAGCAUUGCUAAAUUGUGCAGCUUCUACAGGACCGCAGCACAGCGGGAGGCCCUAGUCAGGAGUACCGCUGGCCUGGCACACGUUGCCUCGGGCUGUCAGUCCUGGUCUGAGACAAUGCUGCUGCACACCUUCCAGUGUCACAGUUGUACAGCU